Fulvia fulva is the source of this 5730-nucleotide messenger RNA. RefSeq lists its product as uncharacterized. The coding region runs from base 1 to 5730 and encodes 1909 amino acids. The transcript has 16 exons. NCBI's taxonomy places the organism in Eukaryota, Fungi, Ascomycota, Dothideomycetes, Mycosphaerellales, Mycosphaerellaceae. The record is from RefSeq and is a predicted model, not a curated record.
AUGGCAAGUGUCGACCCAGGAUUAUGGCCAUAUACAUCGACUUCCCGUCUCUCCUCGCAAGAAGACUUGGUUGCGGCUCGUGGCUUGUUUCUUGGGACGAUGUUAAGCCCUUUCUGCCGUGUCGCGGCACUGUUCGCCGCGCUAUUCACAUUGACAGAUGCUCAGGCGCAGACGGUCACGACUCUUACGCUCAAUGCAUUGGCAACCGACGCGCCCACCAAUGUCUUCACGAUUCCUACCACAGCGGCAUGGUGUUCAGCCGGCGGCACAGGUGUACCAGGUCCCAGUCCGGCUCCACCGGUUGGUGGUGUAUACAACGAUAUCAAUGGCAAUUACUGGAGAGUGCAGUGCGCAUACGACUGGACGGACAACACUGUCAUGGGCAUCAUGUAUCCUGGAGAUCCAGCCUCAGGUGCCGUGACGAAUGGUCAAGGUCUGUUCUCUUGCUUUCAGGGCUGUGCUAAAAGACCUGGGUGUGUUGGUUUUGUGUACUACGGUACAACUACAGGUGCACGAACUGGUGCCGGGCUAUGCUUAAAUCGUAUACGGGGCGGCAGGAACACUGGAAGCCUUUACUACAGCAACGGCUGCAAUCCGGGCAACACAGGUUGCAAUCCUGCCAACAGAGAUGAUCAGCGAAAGGUUUACGCUGCUGGAUAUCUGCUCCAAUCCAGCCCGACCCUACUCUGCCCGUAUUACGAUGGUCAGAUCUAUACUGAUAACAGUGGGGUUCAAUGGGAGAUUUUCUGUGGCUGGUCAGGUCCAGUGCCAGGCACAACCGCUCAAGUCGAGAACCUGCCAGCGUGCAUCAGCCAGUGUGCUACACGGACUCAAGCCGCCGCCUCCUGCGUGGGAGUCCAGUAUGCAUACAGUCCCACGGGUGAACAAGUCCCAGGUGCCGCAGCGACCACUCACGGAUCAUGCACUUUUCACGUAGGACAACAGGCCCGUCCAGUCGGAGGAGGCACCACGCAGUACAACUACGUACGUCGAUAUGCCGCAGCCUCUGCAGCUCCUGCUCCUACCUUUGGACAGACUUUCCCGAGCACCAACGAUCCCACCGUGAUCUGUCCCGACUAUAACGGCCAGACAUACUACAAUCGAUACAACGUGCCGUACGAUGUUGCCUGCGGUGCAGAUUGGGGAGGUGGAGCGCCCGGCAACAUGUUUGGACCAAUUGUCACCCCCGAUUUUGACUCCUGCAUGCUGUAUUGCGACAACUAUGCAGGUUGCGGUGCAGUGGUGUAUAGCAACAGCAAUAACCAGUGCUAUGGCAAGCAGCCUGCGUCGAAUGGAGGCUAUUUUACGUCGAUGACGGGGAGUGCGUUCGUGGCUCUUCACCACUGUCUCGGUCUCGAUCUCAGUGCAGACAAUAACUUACAGCUCAAUUUUCACGACAUCCUUUGGGCUAACGACAACAGCCAUAUCGACGCGCGAAAUCACUUAUACCUCUUCAUUAACUAUCACGAGCCUCGUGCCGACUACACCAGCGGUGACUUUCACGAGCCUUAUCAGUCUUCCACAGGGCACAACUACCUCAAUAUCUAUCCAACCCGCCUCAACUCUGCGGAUCACUUCGACUUUGCCGGCAGUUACCUCCACUUUGCCGGCAUCCACGGCUACGACCACGGCCACCAGUGUUGUUAUCUCUACGAGCAUCCAACCAGCGGUGACAUAUACGAGCCUUAUCAGUCUUCCACAGGGCACGACCACAUCAAUAUCUAUCCAGCCCGCUUCAACUCUACUGAUAACCUCGACCUUGCCUGCCUCUACGGCCACAACUACGGCCACCGCUACUUUCACCCCGCCAGCGGUCACGACGACUUCGAUCUCCCUUUCGUCGUAUCCGGUCACUUACACGACUUUAUCCUCUUAUCCUGUGACGCAAACCUCGAUAUCUAUCUCAUUACCUACACAACACUGUCCUCUUACCCUGUCACGCAAACCUCGAUUUCGGUCUCGGUUUCAUCAUAUCCAGUAACAUUGACCACUACAACAAGUUACGGAUUCACGGUUACCUCUGUGUCCACGUCGGUCCAAUCGAUCACGUACACAUCUCUCUCCGUCUCGAUAUCGUCUUACCCCGUCACUGUCGUCAGUACGACAGUAUCUUCGUACGGCGUCACGACAACACAGCCGACGACAAUAGUCUCCACGAGCUUGAGUGUUAGCAGCUUUGGAGUGACCACGACGCAGCCUACAACGAUUGUCUCGACAUCCUUGAGCAGCUACGGAGCUACCUCAACCCUCAUCAGUACACAAGUCUCGACCUUUGUGACCAGCAUUCCCUACACGCUUACAUCAACGACAAUCCUUGUGAGCACCCAAUUCACCACAUACGUCACCUCGCUGGUCUCGACGGCACCUCCAGUCACGGUUGUAUCGACUAUCCUAAGCAGCUACCCAUACACAACUUUGCUGGUUUCCACAGCUUCAGUCACAGUUCCUACGACUAUUUACAGCACGAUCUUGAGCAGCUACCCCUACACUACAACGCUUGUGAGCACCCGGGACAUCACCUCGACCUUGCCAGCUUCCACCGUUACUACCCUGUCGAGUUAUGGAGUUACGACAACAUCGGUCUCGGUUUCUAGCUAUCCAUUUACUGUGCUGUCAAGCUUUCCGGUAACUACAACCAAUGUCGUGACAAGUACACAGCUCUCGAUACAGGUCACUACGGCGCAAGGAACUACAGUAACCCAGACAUCCACGAGCCUGGUUGUGAGCACGGUUCUGUCCAGCUACUACAUUACCACAACUUCAAUUAGCGAACGGCCAACCACCAUCGUUUCUACGUACGUCAGCAGCGUAACGACGACCGCAGUCACCACGCAGUCUGCGAGCACAAUUACCACCACUGCACCCACGACCAUCGUAUCGACAUCCCUAAUCGUCUCUACGAGCAUCCAGCCAGCGGUCACGUUUACUAGUUUGCAAGGCACAACCACGGUGCUUUCGAUCCAGCCAGCCUCUACCCAAUUCAUUACUAGCACCCAGGUCAGUACCGCACCGGCAAGUACGAUUACGCAGACAACCGUCUCCACGAGUCUUGUUGUAUCGACGAGUAUCCAGCCUGCGGUCACCUUUACGAGCCUACAGGGUACUACAACGGUGCUUUCUGUUCAGCCAGCUUCGACCCAGCUCAUCACGAGUACCCUAGUGAGCACCGCACCUGCUAGCACGGUCACCCAGACGACCGUCUCGACAAGCCUUGUUGUAUCAACGAGUAUCCAGCCUGCGGUCACCUUUACGAGCCUGGAGGGUACUACAACGGUUUUGUCUGUUCAGCCAGCUUCAACGCAGCUCAUCACGAGUACCCUGGUCAGUACAGCGCCUGCUAGUACUGUCACCCAGACAACGGUUUCAACAAGCCUUGUUGUAUCAACGAGUAUCCAGUCUGCGGUCACCUUUACGAGCCUGCAGGGUACUACAACGGUUCUGUCUGUUCAGCCAGCUUCAACGCAGCUCAUCACUAGUACCCUCGUCAGUACAGCGCCUGCCAGCACAGUCACGCAAGUCAGUACACAGCCAGCGAGUACGGUCACGAGCUUGGUCAUCUCAACCAGUAUUGCACCCGCUGUCACCUUCACAUCUCUCCAGGGUACAACGACGGUUCUCUCCGUUCAGCCAGCAUCAACUCAACUCAUUACAAGCACGCUGGUUACUAGUGAAGUCAGCACAGCUCCUGCAAGUACAGUGACGCAAAUUAGCACAGCUCCAGCGAGUACGGUCACGAGCUUGAUCGUUUCGACAAGCGUCGCCCCUGCGGUCACUUUCACGUCUCUCCAAGGCACGACAACGGUCUUGUCCGUCCAACCUGCAUCGACUCAAUUGAUCACGAGCACCCAAAUCACGACAGCUCCAGGGACUACCAUAGUCUCGACUUUUGUUUCCACACAGGUCAGCACAGCUCCUGCGAGCACAGUCACGAGCCUCAUCAUUUCGACUAGCAUCGCUCCUGCAGUCACUUUCACAUCUGAUCUGGGCACGACAACGAUUUUGUCUGUACAGCCUGCAUCAACCCAGCUUAUUACAAGUACUCAGAUUACGACGGCUCCAGGGACUACUAUAGUCUCAACCCAAGUGUCGACUGAGGUUGGCACAGUUACAAGCCUCAUCGUUUCGACAAGCAUCGCCCCUGCAGUUACCUAUACCAACCUGAUCACCCUCCUUGAAGGCACGACGACGGUUCUUUCAAUCCAGCCUGCAUCGACCCAACUCAUUACAAGUACCCAAAUCACUACGGCCCCAGGAACAACCGUCACAUCGAGUGUGGUGUCGACCUUGGUAACGACCGAAAUCAGCACGGCCCCUGCCAGCACGAUCACAAGCCUAAUCGUCUCAACUAGUAUUGCACCAGCAGUCACAUACACCAAUCUGAUUACCCUUCCGGAGGGAACUACGACAGUGCUCUCGAUACAGCCGGCUUCAACAGAGCUCAUCACCAGUACGCAGAUCACUACAGCUCCGGGCAGUACAGUCGUGUCCAGUGUCGUGUCAACCUUGGAUCGUACCACAACUGCUCCGGGAAGUACAAUCACCGAGACCACUCAGGAAGUAUCCACAAGCCUCAUCAUCUCGACUAGUGUAGCUCCUGCCGUGACGUUUACUAGUCUUGUAAGCCUUCCCGAAGGAACCACGACCGUGCUUUCGAUCCAACUAGCAUCAACGGAGUAUAUUACGAGUACCCAGCUCAGCACCAUUGUAUCCACUUUGGACCGCACCACGACGGCUCCUGGGAGUACAAUCACGGAGACAACCCGGGAGGUCUCCACGAGCCUCAUAGUAUCAACUAGUGUGGCUCCAGCGGUGACGUUCACAAACGUUGUCACUCUCCCUGAGGGGACCACGACGAUACUAUCAGUACAGCCUGCAUCAACGGAGUACAUCACGAGCACCGAGGUCAGCACGGCCCCAGCCAGCACCGUUGUCUCCACUUUGGACCGCACAACGACUGCUCCUGGAAGCACGAUCACGGAAGUCUCUACAAGCUACAUCGUCUCGACCAGUGUAGCUCCAGCGGUGACAUUCACGAACCUUGUCACUCUGCCGGAGGGCACCACCACAGUACUUUCAGUGCAGCCUGCGUCAACUGAGUACAUUACAAGCACACAAGUCAGCACGGCCACUUUUAUCUCCAGCGUAGUCUCAACACUCGAUCGGACAGAAACGACCACCAGUAUCGCCAUCUCUACGAGCGUCCAACCAGCGGUGACAUUCACAAACCUUAUCACUCUGCCGGAAGGAACCACUACUGAGCUGUCCAUUCAGCCAGCUUCAACACUGUUCAUUACUUCCACGCUCCCACAAGCCACGAGUACGCUGGAACAAACGACGACCACUAUCGUCAUUUCAACGAGCGUCCAACCAGCGGUGACAUUUACAAGUCUUAUCAGUCUGCCGGAGGGCACGACUACGGUCCUCUCAAUCCAGCCUGCUUCAACACAGUUCAUUACUUCAACGCUUCCGCAAGCCACCAGCACUCUUCAGAGGACGACCACUGAUGUCUCGAUCCUGGUGACCACUUUGAUCUCCUCGGUUCCGCCGGUUACUAUGACGACAUCUGUUCCCUACACUGUGCUUUCGAGCUACCCGGUCACGACCACCCUAGUGUCAUUGCAGGAUGUCACAUACACAACUUCUUUCGUUUCGACAUCGCUUGUGGUCACCACAGUGUCAGGUAUGGCCAGGGAGCGCCAUUACGGAGACGACGACAUCUGUCGUCUUUAG